AUGAUGAACUUGUCACCUCUUGCGCUAGCGCAUUGUCUUGUGCUUCAAUGUUCGUAUUAUUUCGAUAUAUUCAUAUCUGUUUCUUUUGGACAUUUCUCUUUUCUUUUUUAAGACUAUAUAUGUAAUUUUCAACAUUUAUCCAUCUAAAUAUAAGUUUAGCAUGUGUACUGUUAGUAUAAACUUUAAUUUACAAUAGUAUUUGUAAAAAAAAAAUAUAAUACUGAAAUGUUGAAUAUUUUUAGUUAUUUUAUAUCUUUUAUAUGCUUCUCUAAUUCAAACAAAAUAAAUGUUAGAUACAGUUUAGAAUGGGUUAACCUGGGGUCUCUAGAUGUGUUGGGGAUGUAUGCUAUAUUAAAUUUAUAGUGACAAACAUACUAGUCCUCAACUUUGCAUGGAAUAUAUGUAUUCCUUGAUUUUCCUUCCUUGAAAAUUAGAUUAUUCAUUUGUCUUGCCCUUUUUUUUCUUUGUCUUUGUAAGGAUCCGUGUUAUAGAAAAUGAGUGCAAUUCUAGACUGCUACUUGCUCCUUCAAGCUCUCUCUUCAUAUCCUUGUUUUGUUUAAUGCGAUUCACACAUUGCAAUUGUAUUUUAGUAACCAAUGCUGCAAGUUUUCCGUUAAUGAGUAGAGCAAGAGACAUCAUAGGAGGAAUAAGUCACUUUAUCCAUUAGAGAUCCAUGGAUAUCUAUUAAGGCUGGGUUACGAUGUUGAGUUCCACUGUGCUGCUUGACUUGCCUUGUGUUAUUGAGAAUUGGCAUGUGUUAGUUUGACAAGUCUCAUAUAGUCCCACAUUAGGAAAAUCAAGUUUGGUAUCUCGGCCUGGGCUUUGAAGUCAGAUGCACCACAAGAAAAACCUAAGUGUUUUCUUUGGGUUUAAGUCCACACUCAGUUAAAUAGUUUGGGCUUAUAGUAUGGGUUUUUCUUGUUUAAUAGAUUCGGGCGUUUUAUGGCCUAGGAACAUCUUCCUAAGGCAUUUGUAAUAGUUCAUCUUUUAUAGUAGUGAUUUGCUCCUCUUUCAUCCGUGGAUGUAGGUCAAUUGAUCGAACCACGUAAAUAUAGUGUUCUUGUCGCUUUUAUUUUUUCCGCUUUAUUAUCUUUGUUGGGUUGCCAAAAUUACCCUUUGAUAAAUUUCCUGAGGCUAGCUCUGACAAACUGGUAUCAGAGCCUGGUUUCAAGAUCUUUUGACAACGAUGACAAUAACAAAGAUUGUUGUCGAGAAAUUCGACAGAAAUGUCAACUUCGGCAUUUGGCAACUCAAGAUGGAGGCCAUUCUGGUUCAAGACAGAGUUGAUUUGGCACUACAAGAAGCUGAGAACAUUCCAGAUGGUACAUCAAAGGAAGAUCUUGCGGGUAUGGAUAAGAAGACCCGAUCAAGCAUUAUUCUAAAUCUCUCUGACGAGGUUUUACGGGAGGUAGCUACGGGGACUACGGCUAAGAGCAUGUGGGAUAAACUUAAAGCCUUGUAUAUGCUUCGGAUGUGUCCUAAUAGAGAUUUGUUUUCCACAUAUGAAUCUUGUAAUGGUGGAAUUGUUUUGAUGGGCAAUAAUGCAGCAUGUGAUGUUAUUGGUAGAGGAACAAUCCGAAUUAAAAUGCAUGAUGGUAUUGUGAGGACGCUCACUAAUGUUAGACAUAUUCCUGAUUUAAAAAAGAAUCUUAUCUCUUUAGGCACCCUAGAGGCUCUUGGGUGUAAAUACACAACUGAAGGUGGAGUUAUGAAAGUUUUUAGAAGUGCCCUUGUUGUUAUGAAAGCUUGUAGGUCUGGUAGCUUAUAUAUUUUGCAGGGGACUAAUGUCACAGGCUCAGUUGCAGUCUCGCCAUCAUCAUUGUCUGAUUCUGACAUCAUCAAAUUAUGGCAUAUGCGUUUGGGUUAUAUGAGCGAAAAAUGUUUGAGCAUAUUGAGUAAAAGGGGUCUACUUUGCGGACAGAGUACUGAGCCACUAGAUUUCAGUAAACAUUGCAUUUUUGGAAAGUAGAAAAGAGUCAGCUUCAAUUCUCUAGCAGUUCACAAAACGAAAGGUACUCUUGACUAUAUUCAUUCAGACCUUUGGGGUCCAGCUCAUGUUCAGUCUAAGGGUGGUGCCAGGUAUUUGUUGACUUUCAUUGACGAUUAUUCUAGGAAAGUUUGGGUUUAUUUUUUGAAGCAAAAAAAUGAUGUUUUUCUAACCUUUAAGCAUAUUGAGCAAAAGGGGUCUACUUUGCGGACAGAAUACUGGGCCACUAGAUUUCAGUGAACAGUGCAGUUUUGGAAAGCAAAAAAGAGUCAGCUUCAAUUCUCCGGCAGUUCACAAAACGAAAUGUACUCUUGACUAUAUUCAUUCAGACCUUUGGGGUCCAGCUCAUGUUCAGUUUAAGGGUGGUACCAUGUAUAUGUUGACUUUCAUUGACGAUUAUUCUAGGAAAGUUUGGGUUUAUUUUUUGAAACAAAAAAAUGUUAUUUUUCUAACCUUUAAACAAUUGAAGGCUUUGAUUGAGAAGCAAACAAGUAAACAGAUUAAGCAGCUUCAAACAGAUAAUGACAUAGAAUUUUGUGAAGGUGACUUUGAUGAAUUCUGUAAAAAUGAAGGAAUUGUUCGGUAUCACACUGUUAGGAUGACGCCUCAACAAAAUGGUGUGGCCGAACGUAUGAACAUAACACUCUUAGAUAGAACAAGGUGUAUGAUCUCAAAUGCAGGGUUGACAAAGGACUUUUGGGCAGAGGCGAUUAAUAUGGCCUGUUACAUUGUCAAUCGCGCUCCUUCUGCAGCACUUAACUUUAAAAGUCCAGAGGAAGUUUGGUCAGGUACUCCUGCUGAUUACUCUGAUUUAAAAAUUUUUGGGUGUCCAGCAUACAUGCAUGUAAAUGAAGGAAAAUUAGAGCCUCGAGCGAAAAAGUGCAUUUUCCUUGGGUAUGCUUUUGGGGUGAAAGGAUACAGAUUAUGGUGUUCUAAUCCCAAAUCCCCAAAAUUUGUAAUCAGUAGAGAUGUUAUUUUUGAUGAAUUAUCUAUGUUAUCUUCUAAAGAAGAAUCUACUAGUUGUACAAAUGAUAGUGCGCAGAAGCAAGUGGAGCUUGAGAUUGGUAGUUCUAAUUCUUUUCAGUCUAACUCUUCUACUCAAAGAAUACCAGUAGAUAGUCCUGAGUCUACUGACGAAGUUGAUCAAGGGGAAGAGCAAUAUUCUAUAGCCAAGGAUAGAUCACGGAGAAAUAUUCGACCACCACAAAGAUAUGCAAAUUUGGUUGCAUAUGCUUUGUCUGUUGCUGAAGAAACAAGUGAAGUUGGUGAGCCUACUUCCUACUCAGAUACAGUUUCUUGUGAUAAUUCCACUAAGUGGUUGAUCGCGAUGAAUGAAGAAAUUGAAUCGCUCAAUCAGAAUAGAAUUUGGGAUCUUGUGAAGCCGCCUUCGGGUAAGAAAAUUCAUACGAAAGACAAUCCAGCUGAUAUGUUUACGAAACCUCUUCCGGUUUACAAGUUCAAGCAGUGCUUGGACUUGGUUGGUGUUCAUUGUUGGUGAUUGCCCGUUGGGGCUUUUGUGAAGAAGGUGGAACAAGGUUUGUUGGGACAUGCUAAGGUGGAGAUUUGUUAGUUUAACAAGUCCCAUAUAGUCCCACAUCAAGAAAAUCAAGUUUGGUAUCUCCUGUUUAAACUAUAAAUAAGGGCCUGAGCUUUGAAGUCAGAUGCACCACAAGAAAAACCUAAGUGUUUGCUUUGUGUUUAAGUCCACACUCAGUUAAAUAGUUUGGGCUUAUAGUUUGGGUUUUUCUUGUUUAAUAGAUUUGGGUGUUUUAUGGCCUAGGAACACCUUCCUGAGGCAUUUGUAAUAGUCCAUCUUUUAUAGUAGUGAUUUGCUCCUCUUUCGUCCGUGGAUGUAGGUCAAUUGAUCGAACCACGUAAAUAUAGUGUUCUUAUCGCUUUUAUUUUUUCCGCUUUAUUGUCUUUGUUGGGUUGCCAAAAUUAUUCUUUGGUAAAUUUUCUGGGACUAGCUCUAACAGCAUGAACUUGCCUUGGACAGGGACAACCAAUGGGCAUUGAUUUAUCUUCUUGGUCAUUUUCUGAGGAGUAUUUCUAUCAAACUAGCUGAUUCAUCAAAAAUAUCUUGGCAAUAAGGAUUAUGUGCAAAUCGAUUGUGUUUGUUGAUUGCUUUUCUGUCAGGCAAAUUUUCAUUUGGUCAAGUUUUAUCUAAAUGAUGGAAAUAGGAAAGAUAUCUAGAGUAGAAGCAGAGUUUCAAUAAAAGAUGAGCCGACCACAUGAUGGACAGCGGAUCUUUUUCCACUUUGGAAAUCCUUUCCGGGUUACUGCUCACAAGGGUUCAUCAAGGUUUCUUGCCUUACUGAGUUCUUUUGAGCAAAACCUUGCAGAAAACAUGAGAAAACUUCGGCCUAAGGAAAUCUCAGAUGUGUUUUCUUUGUCUUGGACAAGACACGCUAUUAAAUCCAUAUCAGAGGUCCACACUAACAUUAAGACAUUAAUAAUGGAACUUCAAUUCCCUGUUUCUGAUUGGGAUGAGAAUUGGAUUGAUAUGUACUUGGACAGCAGCGUGAAGGUGCUUGACAUUUGCAAUGCAUUGAGCGCUGAGCUUACCCGACUUGAUCAAAGCAAUCUUUUGCUUCGAUAUGUGCUGCAUAUCUUGGACAUCUCAACUAGUGUUCCUUCAUCUGAACAAUUGAGGAGAGCCCAUGUAUCACUUGAUGAUUGGCUAAAACAGACAAACUCUACAAGUCACAAGCUAGAAAGUUGUCAUGCCAUCUUGCAGACUCUUCAAGUCACUCUUUGUUUGUCAAAGGUCAAAAAUUCUGCCAAAGGGAGGGUGCUAAUGAGAGCCCUCUAUGGAGUCGAGGUCAUGACCCUAUUCACCUGCAGUGUCGUUGCAGCACUACUGACGGGUUGCUCAAAGCCCUUGAUGGACAUGCAUGUAGCUGAUGGGUUCUUAUGGCUAGAAGCGUUUAACGAUUUGCAAUCUUUGUUGAAUCAGGAAAUUAGGAGUCAGUUGCAGAGUGGAAAAGUUAGGAUAUUGAAAGAGAUGGAAGCACUCAAAAUGAAUGCACUGAUGUUCCAUUCUUUAACAAAUGGAAUUGACUACAAGGAAGAACCGAGACAGCCGAGCAUUGACCUUGACAAAGACAAGUUGAACACACCAAGAGAGUCCUAUAAAGAAGAACCAGCACAGCUAAGCAUUGACCUUAACAAGGAUGAAAUGGACACACCAAGAAACGAUGCUGACUCCCAAGGUAGGCAAAGGUUGCAAGAAUGCAUGAGAGCUUUGACAGAUGGAGGGAAGGUAUUUGGCCAUGAGCUAGAUUCCCUCUCACAACAAGUCAAUGACUUAUUUCAGGUUUUACUAACUGGACGCGAUGCUUUACUUUGUAAUCUCAGAACAUCUAGCAUGACAAAAAACAGCAAACUUGAUGUGGUGAGGCUGUAACCUGGAUUACUCUAUGAAUUCCAAUGUCAUGAUUGUGUUUCCCAGUGUAUAAAAAUGUGACUGGAUAAUAUUAUGUGCAUGGUUAAGUAUCAAAGUCUAUGGCUCAGGUGUAUAAACGUAUCCAAAGCUGUAUUUUAGGAAGUCAUAAAGCUGCAACCUGUUCAAUGCACAUCUGCCCCAUCUGUUCAAAUUCUUUACAACUAUCUGGUGCUACAAGCACAUUCAAUAGAUAUUGGCAAGAAGUACUCUACUGCAGAAAACAUAUGCUUAUUUAAAUUGAUUGGCAGGAGAGAGAGAUAUAUAUAUGUGAAUCCAAAUUGGGUGGCCAUGAUUGUUGUUGUGACAUCCUAGUAAGUAAAAAAUUCAUCCCAUCUAUUCUUUUGUGUUUUAAAUUGUGUGUGAUUCUUAGUUAACCAAAGAGAUGUGAAUUAUAUAUACCUUUGACAAUUUCUUUAGAAUUCUAAAAGCUGUUAGAGGUCAUGGGAAACCAUAAUCAACAAGCUUAUGCAAUCGAUAUCUAAUUUGGUUUUAAGUUUUGAUGAACAGCCAUGCACAGUUUACCAGUUGCAGAAACCAUGGGAAACUGGUAAAAAAGGCUGUCUGUAGAAGAGGCACAAAACAACCAUUAAUCUAUACACCAACAGCAUCAAAUUAGUAUCAUAAUAAUCCCUGAAGAGUGUGACUUUCGCUUAUUGCGUCCUGAAAGCAAAUAUUUGCAUUUUAUUACUGAAAUGUUUACUAAUUCUUUCUCAACAUGCAGCUGAGCUGUAAAAAUGAGUAGUUGAUGUCAGAAACACAGUUUCUGUGUGCUGCUGCAGGCUAAGAGUUGUUAUUUCAAAGAAAGGCAUGAGUUUGAUCUCCCCAUUUGCAAAAGCUAAGAUUUGUUUAUUCUCUUCAAGCUAAAGGAGGGGGAAUAUAUUGCAACACUCUUAGUAUAUGGAAAAGAGGAUGAUCAAAGCAUUGAGGUUAUGUCCAUUGCUCCAAGUGGGGAGGGGAACAUGGACACCAUGGUGCAGAAUGCAGUGUGCAGCUUCCAGUCUGUCUGGAUUCCCUGCCAUGAACCGAAGAACUCGAUCUCUCCACCGAAACCAGAACUUCUUUGUUCUCUAAGGGCCGGGGACUAGCUCUUUCCUUCAUAGGUCCAUGUGAUCUCAAUAGAUGGACCUCAUUUAAAACUACAGAGCUUUAUUGUCCAACCAAAGGAACAACAACAUGCACUUUGAGAAAGUGAAGAUACUCUCUGUGGCUGCAAUGAGGUUGUCCAGGGGACUGCAGGAAGAAACACCCUCAUGGAAUCUCAGUAGAUAUCACAUGAGGCCGUAGAGCUGGCAUGCAUGGUGCCCCCAUGAGACUUGUAUGAUUCACAAGGAAAUUGUCACACCUGGGUGUAAAGUGAGGCUUUAAUGACACCACCUCCUCAGAUCCUCUCUCCUCUCAGCAACUUAUAUUGCCCAGGGACUCGAUCUGUCAAAGUUGUGUAGGACAAUCAUGGAUUGUUGUGGUAACUUUCUAGGUCACUGAUUUAAAGCUGUAGGAUACUGUUCCAAUGGUGCAAGGAUCUUAAUUGCUAAGAGCAAUUACAGAGAAGGAGGCAGCGUCGGACGUCGCAGAAAUCUAAUGGAGGAGGGUAAAGGAUCCACCAUGAGGUGUGGCACACGAAAAUGGCCUUCGAUAUAGAAUGAGUUUUCGGCAAAGCUUCGCUGCUUCUGGAGUUCGUGGAUCAGCAUGCUCGAGUGGAAGAAGCACUUGGGAGUUCUUCUAUCCUUCAACAUGCCCAUAAUGUAGUCUUAUCAAGAAGCAUUGGUGGCGUACGUACAAAGGAUUCUUUCACCCCGCCACCUUUUCUUUUUUUUUUCCAUCUUAUCUUCUUCUUGUCCUCCAAUCCGAACUCGAAGCUUUGGUCUUCACCACCCCAUGAUGUGGUUGCAGAAUAACGCGUGGUGUUUGGCUUUACUACCAUAAAAGACCUCUCCAGUUUAGCUACAAUAAACUAAUCAGAUGCACUAAUUAUUGUGCUGCUU
Musa acuminata AAA Group (dessert banana) is the source of this 7414-nucleotide messenger RNA. Its product is annotated as UPF0496 protein 4-like. The transcript is spliced from 3 exons. NCBI's taxonomy places the organism in Eukaryota, Viridiplantae, Streptophyta, Magnoliopsida, Zingiberales, Musaceae. The coding region runs from base 4206 to 5393 and encodes 395 amino acids. The record is from RefSeq and is a predicted model, not a curated record.